AUGGCAGCUUCAUCCACUCCCGUCGUUCCCGAAACCAUUCAUCAGCAAACCAUGCUCAACGAAAACGGCCGACCUCCGGGUUCUGAUCUAGACUCAACAACCGCCAGCAAAGGCCCAACACAAACCCAACGGCCUCUCGACCCUCGCACCUCCGUCAACGACUACAACCGUGUCAUGCUGCAGUACACCCAACGCCGGAUGUCUACUUUCUGUGACAUGGAUGAUGGUCGCGGUUCCCCCGGCGGCAGCAGCAACACGAGCAACACCAGCAGCCGUAGCAGUGACGCAAGUCGCUCGCUCAGUGGGGACACAGCCGUUUCAAAUUCGCAGAGUGAGGCCGUGGAUCGUCUGCAGUUCUAG
Molecule: messenger RNA, 360 nt
Organism: Aspergillus ruber CBS 135680
Lineage: Eukaryota; Fungi; Ascomycota; Eurotiomycetes; Eurotiales; Aspergillaceae
Exons: 1
Coding region: 1-360 (119 amino acids)
Source: RefSeq, a predicted model, not a curated record